Molecule: messenger RNA, 887 nt
Organism: Owenia fusiformis
Lineage: Eukaryota; Metazoa; Annelida; Polychaeta; Sabellida; Oweniidae
Source: the annotation of a GenBank genome assembly
GUUUUACAUGUACAAAAAACUUAUAUCUUCAUAAAAGAGUACACAUAAAUGAAAAACUAUUCAAAUGUGAGCAUUGUCCUUCACAAUUUAGACUUAAAACUUCAUUAAGAAAACACUUAGCAAUGCACACAGGAAAAUAUAAGUGCAAAGUAUGUUUGAAGUGUUUUGAAAUGAAAAAGGAACUUUUGCUGCACGCGAAAACUCAUUUUGAAGAGAAAGUCAUAAAGAGAAGUGUUGAAAAGAAAAAAGUCACGUGUGAACAUUGUUCUAAGGUUUUUUCUCAAAGGCAUUGUCUCUUAAAGCAUCUAAGUAUUCAUACUGGUGAGAAGCCUUUUCAGUGUGAAUUUUGUUCACGGUUCUUUAGACAGUUGUUUACAUUGAAGGUUCAUAGAAGGAUUCAUACUGGUGAGAAACCAUUCAAAUGUGAAUAUUGUUCAAAGUCUUUCAGGGAAAGGGUACAGUUGAGAAACCAUAGGAGGAUUCACACUGGAGAAAAACCAUUUAAAUGUGAAUUCUGCUCAAAAUGCUUUAGAGUUAAGGCAUCAUUGAGAAUACACAGAAAAACACAUACUGGUGAAAACUUCGCUGAGGUAAUGAAUGUUUUCAACAAAAAUCCAUCUUGAUCAAUCAUGUGAAGAUGCAUACCAUUGUUUAUGAUAAGAAUAUUGUAAAUCUAUCAGAUUUUGUCAAUUUGGAUAAAUGCCCAAGACAAAGUUAACUGUUAAUAAAUUAAAUUAACGAGUUUAUCACAUAAAGAGAGUUGAAAGCCAACAAGAAACAUUUUACCUGCUCAAAGAACUCAUUUGGCUCAUAGUGAAAAACUUUUUUAUAUGAGGUCAAUUUUGUCAUGUUACAGCUGUUGUAUGUAAAAUAAAGAAUAGGUAUGC